AUGGACGACGAUUUACCGACCGAUUUCCAAGUCAUCGUCGUUGGGACAGGUAUGGUGGAGUCAAUUGUAGCAGCAGCAUGCAGUAGAAUUGGUAAAAAUGUCCUUCAUUUAGACUCAAGUGAUCAUUAUGGAGGUCUCUGGGCUUCUUACAAUUUUGAUGGUCUACAAAAGUUUAUUAAAGAAGUUUCUGAGGAUCCGAAGAGGCAAGAGCAAGUUUAUAAUCUCAGUGAGAAAUGGUACAUAGAAAAAGACGUGUCAGAGGAAGCAGAAGAGAACAAGACUGAUGCAGACCCUGCAAAGAAAAUAUGGAGUCAAACAAAAUUUGCUGCUGAAUAUAGGAAAUUUAAUAUUGAUAUGACACCCAAGCUGUUAUUUUCUCGAGGGCCUCUCGUAGAACUAUUGAUAUCAUCAAACAUCGCCCGCUAUGCUGAAUUUCGAUGUGUUACACGCGUUCUUACGUGGUUGGACGAUCGCCUGAUGCCGGUGCCAUGCUCUCGAGCUGAUGUCUUUGCCACUGACUCUGUCAGCAUUCUCGAGAAGCGGCAGCUCAUGAAAAUGCUGACGGCCAUCGUUGGUAACACUGAAGAGGAGAUGGAACAAGAGUUUAAAGAUUGGAAUGAUAAACCAUUCAAAGAUUACCUCACUCACAAAGGACUUACACCUAACCUGAUCCACUAUGUGCUGUUCGCGAUCGCUGGUGGCACUGAUAAGAUGAAUUGCCGUGACGGAGUUAAGGAAUCCAAGAAGUUUUUAAUGAGCCUCGGUCGCUAUGGCAACACACCUUUCCUCUGGCCUAUGUAUGGAAGCGGGGAACUGCCUCAGUGCUUCUGCAGACUAUGCGCAGUAUUCGGAGGCGUAUACUGCCUAAACCGCCCAAUAGACAAAGUCGAACACAAAGUGGUCGACGAGGGCAAGUCUAUAGUUGUCAUUGAAAGCAAAUCUAAGACGUUGAAUUGUGACCACCUCGUCAUAGGGAUUAACGAAUGUCCCAAAGACCUGAUCUCCCCGGAACCGACAGAGAGUACUGAUAUUUCUAAAGCUGUGUUCAUCACAAAUGCUUCGAUUAUGCCGAGUGAGAAGGAGCCCCUGACGUUGUUACGAUUCCCGUCGCUAGAUGGCGGUGAUCACGCUGUUACGGUGUUAGAAGUCGGACCUGCUACCGGAUCUUGUCCUAAGGGAUUGUUCGUGGUAUACAUGAUAACCAGCAAGGUGACGGACGCGGAGAAUGACCUGAUGCCUUACGCACAAAGGAUUUUUGAUAUGAAUGCUGACCAAACCGAAACCACUGAGAAACCUAAGUGUCUGUGGUCGGUAUUCUACAACGUGCGAGACACGAGCGCGCCCGUCGCAAGUCUGGUUGACAACGUACACCUUUGCUCCGGACCUGACUCCGGACUUGACUUUGAUAGAGCUGUUGAACAGGCUGAACAAAUCUUCAAGAAGAUCUGCCCUGGCGAAGAGUUCUUGCCACGUGCCCCCGAUCCCGAGGAAAUUGUGUUUGAAGACGAUGCGGCACCCGGACCCGACUUCGAAAGGACCCUGGAGGAUGAAGAGGAACAGAAGCCGGAGGAGUAA
This is a messenger RNA of Pieris macdunnoughi, 1575 nucleotides long. The record is from the annotation of a GenBank genome assembly. Lineage: Eukaryota; Metazoa; Arthropoda; Insecta; Lepidoptera; Pieridae.